Messenger RNA from Macrosteles quadrilineatus (aster leafhopper), 2850 nucleotides. RefSeq lists its product as uncharacterized. NCBI's taxonomy places the organism in Eukaryota, Metazoa, Arthropoda, Insecta, Hemiptera, Cicadellidae. Gene Ontology annotation, molecular function: nucleic acid binding. Gene Ontology annotation, biological process: DNA integration. The transcript has 3 exons. The record is from RefSeq and is a predicted model, not a curated record. The coding region runs from base 1 to 2850 and encodes 949 amino acids.
AUGGGAUACUUCCAAAUCCAACAAAUGUUGAAGCUGCACCACCAGAUCUUCUUAACACUGUCCCAUCCAGUGAACGAAGUAUUUGCUCGCCAUAAGUUAUCUACUCGUCAGCAACAACCAGGAGAAUCAGUUGACCAAUAUCUAGAAGCUUUAAAGAUACUCAGCAAAGACUGCAAUUUUAAAGCUACUUCUGCAGAAGAAAAUAGAGAUGACUGCAUUAGAGAUGCAUUUGUAAAUGGUCUGAUUGCUCCACACAUUCGCCAGAGACUGCUAGAGAACUUUAAGCUGCCUCUUCAAGAUGCUUAUGAACAGGCCCGUUGUUUGGAAAGUGCACAACAACAAGCCCUCCUAUAUCAACCCAGCUCAAAUCUCAAUUCAGUUUUAAAACAAGAAAACUCAAUCGUUCAAGACGAUGAUACAAAUAAUCCAACCAUAGCCGCUACUUCUGGGAGUAAUAAUAGAUGUUUCUUCUGUGGAUUCAAUAGACAUCCAAGAAAUGACUGUCCCGCAAGAAAUUCUUACUGUAAAGGUUGUGGUAAAAAGGGUCACUUUGUUAAGAACCAAGUAGGCCCUAUAUCUCCAUGGAGAGCUCAAGCUUUUGUUACCAGCUCCGAAAACCAUAAGAAGCGUAUGGUAAUAGACUACUCUAACACUAUAAACAGAUUUACAAGUCUCGAUGCUUAUCCAAUCCCAAAUCUUGAAGAAAUUGUCAAUAAAGUUGCUAACUAUGAAGUGUUUAGUGCCAUUGAUUUAAAAAGCGCUUACCAUCAAAUACCGAUCAAGGCUGAAGAUAAGCCUUUUACAGCUUUUGAAGCAUGUGGUCAGCUGUAUCAAUUUACCAGAAUUCCUUUUGGGGUGACAAAUGGAGUUGCUGCAUUCCAGAGAGUUAUUGAUGGCAUAAUCAGGGCAGAAAAUCUUAAUGACACAUUUGCUUAUUUAGAUGACAUAACAGUAUGUGGUAAAACACAAGAGGAGCAUGAUAGGAACCUAAACAGGCUGAUGAACGCUGCUAGCAAGUAUAACUUGACUAUUAAUGAAAAUAAAUGUUCUUUUUCAAUGAAAUCUAUUAGUCUCCUUGGAUAUACAAUAAGCAACAAAACCAUUAAGCCAGAUUCUGAUCGGCUUUUACCUCUAAAGAAUUUCCCCUUGCCCACAAACGCAUCAUCCCUAAGAAGGGCAGUAGGAAUGUUUUCCCAUUUCUCAAGAUAUGUCCCACGAUUUUCUGAAAAGAUUAAAGUUCUGACAACCAGCUCUUUCCCUUUAUCCGCAACGGCUAUAAAGGCAUUUAAUGAACUGAAACAAGAGAUUGAAAAUGCCUCAAUGAGUCCCAUAAAUCCUGAUCUACCCUUCACUGUUGAGACUGAUGCAUCUGACACUGUAAUAGCAGCAACACUGACCCAGGAAGGAAAACCUGUAGCCUUUUUCUCAAGAGGUCUGUCUCAUAGUGAACUAAAGCACAGUUCGGUUGAAAAGGAAGCAUAUGCAAUCGUGGAGUCAGUACGAAAAUGGAGACACUAUUUGCUAGGCAGACAUUUCAAACUAAUAACAGACCAGAAGUCUGUCUCUUUCAUGUUCAACUCUAAGAUAUCGGGGAAAAUUAAGAAUGACAAAAUCAUAAGGUGGAGACUAGAACUAUCAAGCUAUAGUUAUGAUAUUGUUUAUAGACCUGGUAAACUGAAUGUAGCUGCUGACUCUCUAUCACGAGUGUGCUCGAUGAGCGACAAAAUGAACAGACUUCAUCAAUAUCAUGAAAGAAUGUGUCAUCCUGGUGAAACUCGUAUGUAUCAUUGGAUAAGAAGCAAAAAUUUACCAUACUCCCUUGAUGAGGUAAGAAGAAUGACUGCUUCCUGUAAGGUAUGUUCUGAAGUAAAACCAAGAUUCUUCAAACAUGAUGGAAAAUUAAUAAAAGCAACAUCACCGUUUGAACGUCUUAGCCUGGAUUUUAAGGGUCCUCUUCCCUCUUCUACAAGAAAUCGGUAUAUGCUAACAAUCAUUGAUGAGUACUCACGAUUUCCAUUUGCGUACCCCUGUCCUGAUAUGUCCUCUUCGACUGUUAUUUGCAAACUGAAACAGUUAUUUUCAUUGUUCGGUACUCCUAGCUACAUUCACUCCGAUCAGGGAUCUUCUUUUCUUUCAAAAGAACUAAAGGAGUUUCUCGCUUUAAACGACAUUGCUUCUAGUCGGACUACUGCUUACAACCCUCAGUGUAAUGGCCAGGAUGAGAGAUAUAAUGGUAUAAUCUGGAGAACAGUAGAACUUGCCCUUAAGAACUAUCAACUUGACGUGACAAAGUGGGAAUUAGUUCUGGAUGAAGCUCUUCACUCUAUCCGAUCCUUGCUUUGUACUGCCACGAAUUGUACGCCACAUGAACGAAUGUUUGGACAUCCCAGAAGAUCACAAAAUGGUGUUUCCACACCAACCUGGUUGAUGACUCCUGGAAAAGUGCUGAUGAGACGUCUUAUCAGAAACUCUAAGUAUGAACCAAUAGUGCAGGAGGUGACAUUGCUGGAAGGAAACUCCGAUUACGCUCAUGUACGAUUGCCAGAUGGGCGUGAGACAACAGUGUCUACACGCAACUUAGCUCCUUGUGGAAAACAAGCUGAGAGAACAGAUUUUGAUGAUGAAUCAACACCGGAGAACCACACAAUGGAACUUAAUAGCGAUGUAAACUUAGUAGACGAGACCCAGGAUGUCUCUCAUCCCGAUGCAGAGGUGAUAGAAGAAUCUGCCACUCAAGAGCCUCUACAAACCUUAAGGACUGAUGAAACACAAUCACAGAGACGAAGCUCAAGACAGAUAGUGUGGUGGCUUAGAGACAAUAUCGGCAAGGAUCGUGACCUGAUGGAUUAA